AUGUUCACAAGACCAGCCAAACAAUCAAAAGCUGCUACGAUCGCGUCAUUCAAAAUAUCUCAUAUAUUGGCGAAACACAAGAAACCAUUCGAAGAUGGAUCGGUGAUGAAGGAAGCAUCUAUUGAAGCGGGUAAGACUUUAUUUGGAGAUUUUAAAAAUAAAACAGAAAUCAUGUCUGCUAUUAGAGAACUUCAGUUAUCUCGUCCGACUGUCACAAGGCGUAUUGAAGUUAUGAGUCAGGACAUCGCAGAUAAACUAAAACAUAAUAUCAUGGAAUGUACAUACUUUUCUUUACAGUUCGACGAAUCCACCGAUAUGACAGACACUGCCCAGCUGUGUAUUUUUAUUCGGAUGGUAUUCAAUGACAUGUCGGCUAAUGAAGAAUUUUUGACAAUCAUUCCUCUGAAGGGGAAGACCCGUGGAGAAGAUAUAUAUGAAGUUUUCUUUAGUUUUGUAAAAAACUACGAGCUACCAAUAUAUAAAUUAGUAUGCAUUAUAACCGAUGGAGCACCAGCAUUGACUGGAAACAAAAACGGUUUUGUGGCAUUGUGUCGAGUUAAUGAAGAAUUCCCUUCAUUUUUUUCAUUCCAUUGCAUUAUCAAUUAUCAACAAGUUUUGUGUUCCAAAGUUUUAAGCACGGAGGAAAUUAUGGGCAUUGCAACAAAAAUUGUGAAUUCCAUCCGUGCACGUAGCUUGCAACGGCGGCUCUUUCAGUUGCAGUUGGAAGAUAGGGAGUCAGCUGAACACACUGAUUUAGUUCUUCACACAGACCUCAGGUGGUUGAGUCGCGGAAAGUUCCUACAAAGGUUUCAAGAAUUAUUGCCCGAAAUAACAGCUUUUCUAGACGAAAGAGGUGAUAACACUCAGAUUUUGAAAAACGAAAAAUGGCUGACUGAUUUGGCAUUUUUGACUGACAUCACAAUGCACUUAAACAUCGUUAACUUAGAGCUUCAAGGUAAAGGAAAAACUAUUAUUGAGAUGAUUAGCGCAGUAAACGCAAAGUAA
This is a messenger RNA of Diorhabda carinulata, 1005 nucleotides long. RefSeq names its product zinc finger BED domain-containing protein 5-like. The record is from RefSeq and is a predicted model, not a curated record. Bases 1 to 1005 code for a protein of 334 amino acids. Lineage: Eukaryota; Metazoa; Arthropoda; Insecta; Coleoptera; Chrysomelidae. The transcript has a single exon.